AUGAUCCAUCACCUUGCGCAACAGCCCCUUGACGCCGGAGUUGAGAUCUUGGCGGAUGGUCUGUUCGAUGAGGGAGAUGUUGGAGGAGACUUGUUGUUUCAUGGAGGUGAAGAGGGGGGAGAUUUUGGCGUGGUAGAAAUAUUUAGCGGCAUCUUGGAUAUUCCUAAUUUUUUCGUUUACUUGCUGUUCCACAUACUCAGUGAGAUUACGAAUGAUAUCGUGACAUUGUUUUGUGGCAAACGAUUCAAAAGAGGUUGCAUCUCUGAUGGCCUUUGUCAGAUUCACGUCCUGCAGAGUGAAAAGAUUCGCACGAAUUUUCUUAAGUUGAGUAUUCUUAUCAUUGCCGAGAAGGCUAUUCGUUUUGAACUCCUCCAAUUUCUUCUUCAGCCCUUCUUCAUCUCCCGCGGCGUUUUGAAUUGCAGUGCACAGGGCAUCAAGUCUGGCGGUGACAUGUUCUAA
Messenger RNA from Babesia ovata, 459 nucleotides. RefSeq names its product Protein NPHP-2, putative. The record is from RefSeq and is a predicted model, not a curated record. NCBI's taxonomy places the organism in Eukaryota, Apicomplexa, Aconoidasida, Piroplasmida, Babesiidae. The coding region runs from base 1 to 459 and encodes 152 amino acids. The transcript has a single exon.